Molecule: messenger RNA, 3659 nt
Organism: Melanotaenia boesemani (Boeseman's rainbowfish)
Lineage: Eukaryota; Metazoa; Chordata; Actinopteri; Atheriniformes; Melanotaeniidae
Gene: pigu
Product: phosphatidylinositol glycan anchor biosynthesis, class U
Exons: 12
Coding region: 24-1331 (435 amino acids)
Biological process (GO): attachment of GPI anchor to protein; protein localization to cell surface
Cellular component (GO): GPI-anchor transamidase complex; membrane
Source: RefSeq, a predicted model, not a curated record
GUGGAGAACACUUCCUUGUCAAGAUGGCGGCUCCCUUGACUCUGCUUUUGAUUGUAGCUGUUACAAUCCGUGCGGCUCUUUUUAGAUCUAGUUUAGCGGACCUCAUAGCAGAGAGAGUGGAGGUAGUGUCUCCAAUUACCGCCUGGAAAAGAGUUAUUGAAGGUCUGGCUCUGCUUGACUUGGGAGUUUCUCCAUACUCUGGAGAUGUUUUCCAUGAGACACCGCUCAUCAUUUACCUUUUUCACUUUGUGGUGGAUUAUGCAGAGAUCACAUUUAUGUUGGCAGAUGUCAUCACUGCUGUUACUCUCUACCUAGCAGUGAAGGACUACAACAAACAAGUGUUCAGAAAGCAGAAGUUUGCCUUGGAAGCAGACCGCUACCCUUUGGAUUGUCUUGAGCUCAUCAGAAGCCCUAAAGAAAUGUGCUACAUUCCUCUGAAAGUGGCCAUGUUUUACCUGUUAAACCCGUUUACCAUCUUAUCCUGCGUGGCCAAGUCCACCUGCGGCCUAAACAACGCUGUCAUAGCUCUCUUCGUCCUCUCAACGAUAAAAGGAAAUGUUUUGCUGAGUGCUGUAUUUCUGUGCCUGGCCACAUAUCAGUCCAUCUACCCUCUCACACUCUGCGCUCCUGCUCUACUGUAUUUAAUGCAGCGCCAGUACAUCCCUGUGAAUUUGCGGCGGGCCAGCUUCUGGUGGUUCGUCGUGCAGUAUCUCUUCAUGUACCUCGGCAGCCUGUUUGUUAUCAUCGGCCUCUCCUUCUUCCUGCUUGGCUCGUGGGACUACCUGCCCUCCGUUUAUGGCUUUAUUCUCUCAGUCCCUGACCUCACCCCGAACAUCGGCCUCUUCUGGUAUUUCUUCGCCGAGAUGUUCGAGCAUUUUCGCCUCUUCUUCCUCUGCGUCUUCCAGAUCAACGUUUUUUUCUACACCAUUCCUCUGUCCAUCAAACUCAAGGAGCAUCCUGUGUUUCUGAUCUUCAUGCAGUUAGCGGUGAUCUCCAUCUUUAAGUCUUACCCCACAGUAGGAGAUAUCGCCCUCUACCUGGCUUUCCUUCCUGUCUGGAGUCACCUGCACAGAUUCUUGAGGAACAUUUUCCUGGUGUCCUGUGUUCUGCUGGCCUGUUCAGCUCUGUUCCUUGUUCUUUGGCACCUCUGGAUUUACGCCGGCAGCGCCAACUCCAACUUUUACUAUGCCAUAACUCUGCUGUUCAACGUGGCACAGAUCCUGCUGGUGUCAGAUUAUUUCUAUGCCUUCUUAAGGAGGGAGCACCACCUCACUUAUGGACUGUAUUUAAAGAGGAAAGACGGUUCAGAGGCUACGCUAGUUCUGAAAUGAAACACACACCCCCAGCGUCUGCAGCCAGGAAGAAACGGCUUAAUCUCGCCUCCGUCCUCAGAGAAAACAAACACAAACUGAGGAGGCUGAAAGACUUUGAAAGCCGAACUGGUUCUCAGACGGAUCAAAAGCACACAAGCAGAAGCCGGUGAGGUACAACUUCAUGUGCAAACAGUAGAACUGCUGCGGGAAGGAAACGCGGUUUCUUUUCUACUGGAGUGGUCAUACCGGCACUGCUCCACCUGGAAUCCUUCCUCUGAGUACUUAUUUUUUCCUUUUGCUCUUCACAUUCAUUUUGUUCUCAGAAAUACCAGCUCAUCAGUGUGUUUUUCCUCAUCAAGUCAAAAUCUUGGACCAUUAAACGAAGCACUAACUUGAAUUGCCUUUUCUACAUGUACACAGAUUUUUUAAAAACAUCUCUUUUUUUGUUUAUUUUGAGCUCUUGUCCACAAGGAGACAACAUUUUUGGGGAACACUUGUUUUUGGGAUUAAAAGAUCUAGAAGCCAUGAAGCCGUAGACUGAUAACACAGACAUGUUUGUAAGACGCAGUCAGACAUAGCGUUUCAGGGGUGUUGGUGUAGAGACAGACUACUUACAGCUUUAUUUAUUUUAAAAUAGAUGAUUGUGUGUUUGUGAAACGGGGCCUCAUUUACCAGAUUAAAGAGGACUAACGUCCCACUCCUUAACCGCAAGAGCAGACAAACGAAUGUGUUUAAACUGAAAUACUCACUACUUACCAUGGACCACGUUUAAGUUGCUCUGUAUCUGGCUUGCUUUCCACCCGUCAAACACUGCCAAAUGAACUAGAAGUUAGGGAAUUUAUUGAAUUUACCUUUUGUUUUUGCAUGUAUAUUUCACUGUCAUUGUUAAAUCUACAACAUGUUAAUGUUUAAAAUUAAAUCCUCUCUGCAUGCAAGAUUAGGGGAAUCAUCAGAGGCACCGUUUGCCUUGUAAGUUAGAAUAACUUAAAUUCUAAAAUAUUAUAUUAGUACUAAAAUUAUAUUUGAGCCUGGAAUUUUAAGCUGCAAUGAAAACGUGGUUGGCACAGAGGCUGAAAAUGUCCUUCAGCUGCCUAAAAUAAAACCUCUAACAUAUUUACUGGUGAUUGAAAGGAGGGGUGUUGGGUUGAGGUUAGAAGAGCGCCAGGCGAGACGCUUCCCAUUUUCCACCCUUGAUGCUACAUUAAGCUUCCCUAAGCCAUCAACCAUCACUUUGAUUCAGAUAAGAUGGUAUAAAUCUCCAUCAGAAGAAAAUGAUCAUUAAACCUCCAAGCCAUGUUAGAUUUUUAUUAUUUUACCACACUCUAACCUUUAUGAUCAUGUUGUUAUUAAUAAGAAAUGCUGCGCAACAAGUUAAAGCUUUACUUAGAGUCCUGUUCCAGAGACAUCACAGGUGUAUCGGUGAUGGCUGCAUAUUUAAACUUCCUAGAAAGACUGUAAACAAGCAUGCCUAAGACUCAUAUACAGCCCCAUUUAAACAUCACUGUGUAUCGUACAAUUAUGACAAUAUUUUAACAGAUUUUUUAAUUAUUAUUAUAUUUUUAAUUUUCUCAAUUCAGGAUGCUGCACAAUUCUGCCUUUUAGUAGAUUCAUUCAAUGUGUGUUUAUUUGAAUGAUUGAUUUAAAAACUUCACAGAGCCUUAAACAGACUCAGAAUUGUCAGUAUUUGGUCUUAUCAUCAUGUUGGCAGCAUCAAAACUCCAAGAAAGCUUCAUGUUGGGUUUUUCUUCUCACAUUUGAAAGAGAAACUAAUGAUUCAUCUCAUUGUCCACUUGCAUAAAUACAUUAUGUAAAAGUCCUCUGCUGUUUUGAUACCAGUAAAUGAAAACUAAUCUAUUUAUUAUUGCACUGAAAAAAGAGAUUUAUGUUUGUUUUUGUUUUUUUUUGUUUUGUUUUUUUUUUAUCAUUUGGAAAGACGGAUGAGCUCUUGUGUUUUUUUAUACUGUUCUCUGUGUUAUUUUGUUUGAUUACAGACAUUUAAGUUUGGUUUGAAACGUUAAUGUCAUACUUGAUGAAUGAACAUGUUAAAAAUUAAUUAUUAAAACCCCAGACAUUGGUUUAGACUGGUUUGUUUUCAUGUUGAUGAGUGAGAUGCUGAUCAUCAUAGUAUUAUACCAAACAAAGAAGCUUGUCAUGCAGCACCCUGUUGGAAGUAUCCUGAGAGGCUCUGGUGCAGGCACCACUAAGCAUGAAUACAAAUCAGAUAACGGCAGAUCACACUCAUUCUGCAGAUAUAAGGAUGCUACUCUUCAUAACAUUGCAACAAAACCACAUCUUACUUAGUUUAAAGAACUUUUUGUUCUUUCAUAAAAUGUUUUUGUUUCUGAG